Molecule: messenger RNA, 4103 nt
Organism: Oryzias melastigma (Indian medaka)
Lineage: Eukaryota; Metazoa; Chordata; Actinopteri; Beloniformes; Adrianichthyidae
Gene: fam20cb
Product: FAM20C golgi associated secretory pathway kinase b
Exons: 11
Coding region: 1282-2934 (550 amino acids)
Biological process (GO): protein phosphorylation
Cellular component (GO): Golgi apparatus
Molecular function (GO): protein serine/threonine kinase activity
Source: RefSeq, a predicted model, not a curated record
GAAAAACAGAGAAAAGCAGCUUUUGACUUUUUAGAAUCUCCUAGAAUGACGUGGAGACAUUUGUUAUUUAGUCGUCGCCUGUAACAUCUCAGGUGUUAGAGGCUCAAAACCAGUGUUUCCUUUAUGUUUUUCAAUUAGAAAUUAAAAACGACUCACACACAGUUCAGCACGAACAGCUUCAUGACUCUUUCCUCCACAUAUUUACCGGGAAACCUCCCCAAUUAGUCGUGUAUUAGAGAUAUUAGCCCGCAGAGUGGAUGCUGGAUGCUGAAGGCCUCAUUUCAUGCAGACUUUCAACUUUAUUGGAGAUGUGAUUGCUUCUGAUUGGCAGGAGCGCGGAAUGGAACCGGCUCCUGAGACAGAUGAGCCGUCUAAUAGGCCUGUCCAAUGUAUCAUCGAUGGAUUGACUGCCAACUCCGAGGAGACAUUUCAGAGGGAUUCCAGCAGAUGGAUUUCAGAGAGAGGAAAAAAAAGAAAAGAAAAAGCCGCCUGUUCCUCUGCGUGACUGGAUGUUAGCCAGGAGAAAGACGCCCUCUUCUUGCGCAGCCGGGAUGUGCAGACAGGAGGCUGCGCGCCUCACAUGGUCACCACCCCCCCUCUUCUCCUUCGCUCCUCUCAGCCAAUCUGCGCGCGGUGACGCAGCGCAAAGGCAGGAUCUAAGCUCGCCGUCAUCAUCUUAUUUAACACACCCACCCCGAUUCCCACAUGCUACAAGGGACUCAUUCUCCUGAUCCAGCUGUAGUCCCGCCGCUGCCAUACCUGCGCGGAUCUCUGCCUUUUCGUCGCGCGCCUUUUGGAUCGGAGAACUUCCGGGGAGUUCCCCCCCUCCUUCCUAAUAGUGAAAUGUAACGAGCUCUUCGUUACAGAUUUAUCUCCCCCCUUUCCCCUUUUCUUGUCCCGAUUGAAGCGUCCCCCCCCCCUCUCUCUUUGGAGAACGCUACUGAGCCGCCGCGCGCUGUCAGAUCGGCUGGAAACGCGCGCGCGCGCUGAGGAUCUCCACUUUUUUCACGCUCCAGCGGCGUGUAGAGAAUGAGGCUCGAGAACCCGCCCGACCUGUUCUACCUGGAGCCGCGCGGAUGUUUUGCUGAGACGCGCAGGACGCACGGCUGAACGCUGACUCCUUUACGCAAGACGGCCGGCGAAGAUGUCUCCUACUUGCUCAACGUGUACCUCGUCAGGUUGGCGUCCAGUCUGAUCCACAUCCUCAGCGAUGUAGUCAGCCUGUUCCUCUGCGUGCUGAUCGUUUGCAGUAAGUGCUCCAACCGGCUCAAGCGCGAGACCAUGAAGAUGAUCCUCCUGCGCAAAUUCCGCGUCCUGAUCCUCAUGGUGUUCCUGGUGGCCUGCUCCAUGCACAUCAUGAUAGACCUGCUGCCCAAGCUGGAGCGCCAGGGCAGCGGCGGCUGCUCCUGCGCGCGCGCGCCCAGCGAGGAGCCCCAGAGCUGGGGGAAGCAGGGCUGGCCUAACAAGCACACGCUGCGGAUCCUGCAGGACUUCAGCAACGAGCCCAGCUCCAACGUGUCCUCCCACUCCCUGGAGAGGGUCCCGCUGGCCGUGGACAAGGCGCUGGAGAGGCAGGAGCGUCCGCGCGCCGACCGGAAGGGCCAGUUCAAGCAGAAGGCUGCGGUGGCCAAAAACGCGCCGGUCAAGGGGUCAAGGUUGCUGGCUCUGUUCGAGCAUCCCUUAUACAAGAGAUCCCCGCCGCCUCUGACGGAGGAGGACACGCUCUUUAAUGUCAACCAGGACAUCAGGUUUGACCCCAAAGCGGCGGAGGAUCACUCCUGGGCUGGAGAGAGCAACCUGGACGAGUUCAGCCCGGCAGGAGAGUUGACAGCAGAGUCCUACCCUAACUGGCUCCGCUUCCACAUUGGGAUUAAUCGAUACGAGCUCUACUCCAGACACAACCCGGUCAUUGAUGCACUCCUGAAGGACCUGGUGACUCAGAGGAUCACCAGCGUGGCGAUGAAGUCUGGAGGCACUCAGCUGAAGCUCAUCAUGACCUUCCAAAACUAUGGCCAGGCUCUGUUCAAACCCAUGAAGCAGACCCGCGAGCAGGAAACGCCGCCAGACUUCUUCUACUUCUCUGACUUUGAGAGACACAACGCCGAGAUUGCAGCUUUUCAUCUGGACAAGAUCCUGGACUUCCGGCGUGUUCCUCCUGUUGCCGGCAGGCUGGUCAACAUGACCAAAGAGAUCCGGGAUGUGACGCGAGACAAAAAGCUGUGGAGGACCUUCUUCAUCUCCCCAGCCAACAACGUGUGUUUCUACGGAGAGUGCUCGUACUACUGCUCCACCGAGCACGCUCUGUGUGGCAAACCCGACCAGAUAGAGGGCUCCCUGGCCGCCUUCCUCCCAGACCUGGCGCUGGCGAAGAGGAAGACCUGGAGGAACCCGUGGAGACGCUCUUAUCACAAACGCAAGAAGGCAGAGUGGGAGGUGGACCCGGACUACUGUGAGGAGGUGAAGCAAACCCCCCCAUACGACAGUGGAACGCGGCUGCUGGACAUCAUGGACAUGACCAUCUUUGACUUCCUGAUGGGAAACAUGGACCGGCACCAUUACGAGACCUUUGAAAAGUUUGGAAACGAGACUUUCAUCAUCCAUCUGGAUAACGGCAGAGGGUUUGGGAAGCAUUCCCACGAUGAGAUGUCCAUUCUGGUGCCGCUGACACAGUGCUGCAGGGUGAGGAAGUCAACCCACUUACGGCUGCAGCUGCUGGCCAAGGAGGAAUACAAACUGUCCACGCUCAUGGCCGAAUCCCUGACGAGGGACCGCCUCACUCCCAUCCUCAUCCAGCCGCACCUGGACGCCAUGGACCGGCGGCUGCGCCUGGUGUUGAACGCUCUCUCUGACUGCAUCGGAAAAGAGGGCUACAUCUACGUGGUGGAGGACGACCUCCUGGGAGACCAAGACCAUAUGGGACCGAGGCGGAGGUAGCUGCCUGCGGCGCCGGCGGCCAGAUUGGACGGACUCUCUCCUGAGCCGAUCCGGUCCGCUCUGGAACUUUUACCGCGGAGCUCUGCAUCCGCGGAGGACCUGCUGGACUUUGACGAAGCUGCAGGAAGCUCCUGACCACAGCGUCACCCGGACUCCUUAAGACGUAGAGUAGGACCGCCUCACCGCCCCGUCAGUCCACCGCAGCAACCAAACCAGAGGACGGCUUCCCGUCUGCUUUAGGACCUCUGUUUUUGAAUUCAGUGAAUUCUGAGGGCCUCAAACAGCGUCUCUUCCGCAGCUAAACUUUGAGUUUCUAAUUCUCUUCACCACCAAUGCAAGUUUUUUUACGAGUCGAUCAGGACGGAGGAGCGGGACGAGGAGCGCGUUUUCUGCUUUUUAGAACUUUGUUCCUGGAUUGAAUCGGAGUGCAGGCUUACUCCUGUCGUCCUUUUAUCCCCAAAGCUGUUACAUGUCUUUGAGAGUAUUUAUUACAAAAGUCAUAUUUAUUGUUUGAAAUUAAGUGCUAAAUUUGACCAAAACUGCUGCAGCAAAGCGAAUCAUCGCAGAGGCGCACUACCUUGUUUUGCCCAGCAGAGGGCAGACUUGCAUGUGUACAACCAUCCACGUGGCGCUCCACCUCUGUUUACAGCUUUCAUCUCUUUUUUUAUGCUUUAAAAAGGCCAAACAUGACACUUUUGAUUAUUUGUAAUAUAUAUUUGAUGUCCAAAUGUUGCUGUUGUGGAGGGUUUCUUCUCCAGGAUGUACAUUUCCUUCAUCGCCAACUGCUGAUACCUUAACUGUUGGUGUCAAUGACUCAGUCACUGGCUGAAAGUUAAUAUAUACAGUAGGAAAAUCUAGUGCCUGUGCAAUGAUAGAAAUACUUGAAUGUCUGGUUUCUUAGCCGAAAGGGUACGAGCAAUAGGUGAGAUGCUGAGGUCUUGGUGUGGCUGUGCGGACUCCAUCCGACUCUCAGUUCCCGUUGUCCUGUCGGUGUCAGGGCAGCAUCAGCGUGCGUGGAUGUGUGGGUGGAGCCUCAGAUGGGCGUCCUAAAGUCAAUCUGCUUUUUAUCAUUUUAAUUUUUUUAAUUUGCCCCAUUUGUUUCUGUGGAUUUUUUUUUCUUUCUUUUCUUUGCAUCAUGGUAAAAGUGCAAUAAAUCGAAUAAGCAUUGA